Molecule: messenger RNA, 5075 nt
Organism: Nymphalis io (European peacock)
Lineage: Eukaryota; Metazoa; Arthropoda; Insecta; Lepidoptera; Nymphalidae
Product: nucleolar protein dao-5-like
Exons: 12
Coding region: 197-2077 (626 amino acids)
Source: RefSeq, a predicted model, not a curated record
UAUACGAACUCCGCUUCACUUGUGUUUUUUUCUAAUUUUACUGUCACCUAACAGAUAAUUUAGUGCAUAUUUUGUAUGCAACAGUUAUUUUGACUCAAUAUUGUGCUUUAUUAUGAACCAAUACAUUACAAAGAAAGCUUCAAGUGAUUCUAUUAACUAAAAUCAAUAACAAUCAGUGUCCAACAAAGUGACCAAGAUGAACUAUGAGGCGGAAAGGGCAAUGAAUCAAAAGCGGUUGCGGAUGGAGGGUGAACCGGGACACGGCGUUGUCCAAGGAAAUGGAUUGCCGCUUAAUUAUAUUGAUAAUGGGCACCAAAUACCUUAUCAGCCGUAUGCCGGUGCGUACAAUACGCAUUAUCCGCCGCCAGAAGCGUUUGCAGCGUACGGCCCUCCGCCCCCAGGGGGCUAUGCUCCUCAAAACUUGUCGUACGCGCCACCAGCACACCAGAAUUAUGCGCAUCAUCAGAGUUUCCCGCCACAACAACCUACACAGGCUCAAAUUCAUAUGGCUCAAUCACACAUGGUCCAAGGCUAUGGUGCUGAUGUUGGUGUACACAAACCAACAUGGCCACCUCAGCCGCACCUCCUGCCGCCACUCGAUACCCAAAAGCCACUUGAUAUCAAACACCUUAAGCCAGAAAUCAAAUUGGAACCAUCAGACAUACAGAAACGACCGCACCCUGAAGCCGAAAUGAUGGCGAGUGACUUGGAUCAGCCAAAAAUUAAGAUCAAGACAGAUAUAUUUAAGCCAGAUGACCUGGCACACAGACCUGAAAUUGAUAAACCUCGAGAUGCGACAAUAAAACCACUUGAUAUCGGCAAAUCACUAGAGUCAUCUAAAGAAGAUCUCCAAACGGGCCGACUAGACGUUGAUAAACCAAUAGAAUCAGGAAAGCCGGAUGUUCUAUCAGAAAUAUCGAAAGACAUAAUACGUCCCAACGAUUCACUUUCUUCAGUAACACCUUCAGAUAAAAGUGAAGAGGACAGGAAACCGUUCAGCAGUCCAGACAGCGCGAAGUCCGGUAUGACUCCCGGGAAAAUGACACCCGGCCUCGAGCCCAAGAAGCGCGGGCGGCCCAAGGGCUCGACCAACAAGCCGAAGGCGGCGCCGCCGUCGGCGCCCCCCCCGCGCGGGCCGGCGCCCCCCCCGCGCCCCGCCGCCGUGGGCCGCCCCCGCGCGCCGGGCUACCAGUACGCCAUCCGGCCCUUCCGCAAGGACUUCUCGGGCAUCCAGUUCCGCAGGCGCUGGAGCGACGACUGCCUGGACUCGUCGCACAUCCCCAACGAGGUGUACUUCGGCGACGUGCCCGUGCCGCUGUCCGUGCUGCACAACUACUACGACGCCAACGCCGAGCGCGAGCGGCUGGCGCUGCAGGCGGCGCAGCUGGCGGCGCAGAAGGCGGCGGCGGCCAAGCUGGUGGCGGCGCGGCAGCAGGCGCGCGCGCCGCCCGGGGAGGUCACCACCGUGGACUCGUCCUCCAGCGACGACGACGACGACGACGACGACAGCGCCGACGACGACAGCGACGACGACAUGCCGCUGAAGCGCGGUCCGGGUCGGCCGAAGGGCUCCAAGAAUAGCAGUCCGCGUCCGGCCGGAUCCGGCACGGGCACGGGUCGUCGCGGCCGGCCGCCCGUGCCGCCGGAGCUGCGUCAGCCCGGCAUCACGGACAUGAGGAAGUUUUGCAAAGCCGCCGGGAUACGCUUCGACUACAAGAAGCUCGUCGACGGUUGCACAAAGAAUAAGGAGCGCGUAGCGAAAAUGUUAGAGCUGCUAGUGAACGCCGGGCUCGAGGGAAAACCGACGAUAGAGAAGUGCAAGGCGCUGAAACAAGCCAAAAUGGAUAAGAAGGAGCAGGAGAAGAUGGCGAAGAAGGAGGCCCGGGCCAAGCACAAAGACGUGGACGCGGAGGCGGGCGGCGCGGGCGAGGCGCGGCGGCUGACGCGCGGCGCCACGGGCAGCAAGCCGCGCCAGCGCAUCGUCAUCUCGUCCGACGAGGAGGACGGCACGCCGGCCGCGCGCCGCACGCUGUCCAAGCUGCGCUCCAGCGUCAACGACGACUCCGACUCCGACUAGCCGCCGCGCCUAGAAAGUGCUUCGACGGGCGCGCGGCCGGUCGCCGCUUCGAUUCCUACUAAUUUUAGGUCCUCGUCAAAAUUUAUAAAAAAAAACAUAAGUAAUGAAAAACUUAUUUAAAAAUGAGAGUAGUUCUAAAGGCCAGGUCUAGACUUUUUAGAUGCGUUGUAUUAAUGUCUUGUCAAUACAGAAGUAUAGUUUUGUAUUUAUUGAGUAGGCUAGUUAUUAUCAGAAAAAACAUAGCGGUUUAUUCCAUUUCAUUAUAAAUUGUACGACUAGUGAGUGAAUUCGAAAUGAUAAAAAUACGUUAAACGUGAAAGAAACUUCCAGUUCUCGUCCUGUAUACAUACAUACACCCAUACACACGAUACUUCGCGAUUUCACCUGCAUUAAAUCUACACUAUAGAAGCUUAUUAAUUGAAACUCGAACAAAUAUCGUAUUAAAAUUACUAGUACAGUUUGCCAAAGUAGUUGACAUUUAUUUGUAACAGACUCCAACCUUCCUCAAUAAACAGGGCUAUGAAUUUCCUAGAUAGUUCCUGAUGUUUGUUCCAGACACAAAAGUUGUCCAGUUUUUAUAAUAUUAGCGAUUUUAUAUAUUAAUGAAACGAUACACUGAAUUAUAUUUAGUGUUAUAAAAUUAAUUUUUAAUGUUCUAUUUGGUAAAAUUUUGUACAACUUGUAAUGAAACGGAUAUUAGAUGUUUAUAUAAUUGAAUUUUUGCAAUAGAUAUCAUAUUAUAUGCAAUCGAUUGAAACUGAAUAUAUAUCAUUAUGUAGAUAUUUAGACUGAUUUCAAAGCAAAUUGUUCUUUAACGCAGGUUGUUUACGUGAUCAGAUUAUCGGGCAGCUUCGUGUCAUGUUUUUUGACAUUUAUAUUUUACUUAUACAUAGAUAAUAUAUAAAGGUAUUUAGUUAUAAUGUUCAAAUUGUGUUUCAUAAAUCAUUCAAAGUCAAUCCAUUUGUUCAUUUGAUUUAAUUUUAUAUGUAAUUUGAAAUAACAUUAAUGUAUGUAGAAGAUAUAUAGGGGGAUUACAUUUAAUCGACCCCAUUACACUGACCGUCCACUGGAUAUGCAAUGCUAUGCACAAAUGUCGCUCAAAUAUCGAUUAAUCCAAUAUUUUUGUCAUAAUCGUAGAAGCUUUUGUAAAAUAACAUUUUAAAUACAAAAUUUGUUAUGUUAAAAAUUGAUAUACAACAAAAGUAUAAAGAAUAAGUAACUGUACAGUUUUAUAGAAAACACUGGAUAUUUCAUUUUAAUACUAAAUUAAAUUAACCUUUUCAUGCAAUGAAAAAUCUUGGGAGUAAAAGAAAUUAAUAUUUGAAUUAAAAAAAAAUUCUAUAAAUGUUUCCCGUUGAUGAAAGCUAAUCAAAACGAUAAAUGCUGUUCUUGAAUGGAUAACUUAAAAACAUAUAUUAUAUAUAAUUUUCAUAUAUCUAAGUAAAAUAUAUGACAUAUAAGUUUUGUAUGUUAUUUUUUAUAACGUUUAUUCGUGCGAAAUACGCACAGAUUAUAUUAAGACGAUAAUAAACUUAGAUAAGGCAGCCAAUUUUAUUAAAAAAAAAAAAAACUGUCAAAUCUAUAUUAGAUUUAAAGAUAAUUUAGUGACCCGAAAGAACAAGGGAAAGAGAGCGAUGUUGUUUACAAGACGCGUGCGAGCGAGACGCAUUGAACGUGCCCAGAGUACGGUCAGUGUUCGUCAAAGUAGUGAUAUCGAACGACGAAUGAACUGUAGGACAAAAACCCUCGCUCAUUUUUAUAUCUAGUUGUAGUUAUUGCUUUCGAAGGCACACGGCAAUGUUCAUUUGUGCCUGUAAUACAAUAACGUUUAAAUGUAACUCGGUAAGUGUGUGGUUAUAUAUUAUUUUCGAUUAUCAUUUAAUAGCGGAAUAUAUGUUGUAUUUUGAGUGAAAAAUUUUAUACUCUAGAUUAUAAUUGAGAGUAAUAUUAGUGGAUAUAAAACGGUAACACCAAGACGUUAAUAUUAGUUACUCUAGAAUCUAGAUAUUGUAAAUAUUAUAACUAAAAAGAAAGGUACUCAAUAAGUGAUGUGCGUAUUGUCCUUUAUUUUUGUACAGGAACGUGAAUGAAUUGAAACGCUCGGCUUUGUAAAUAUGUGCUCGUAAUGAGUGAAUGAUAUAUUGAAUGGUUGAAAAGUAUCAUUUUUAUAUAAGAGACGUUCAGAGAUUGUUUGCGAAUUGAUUCCUUUCAUUAAUUUAACGAUUCCAAAUGCCACAUUAACAAUGCUUUUUAUAAUCUAAUUGUGAUAACUGAGUGGAAUCUCAAUGGCGGUCCAUAAACGACGAUUUAAAAUAUAAAUAUAUUUGCAAUACUAACUUUAAAAAAAAAAUACUUAAAAAUAUUUUGAAAAUCGAAAACCACGUUUUUGGUACGUUAUAGUACUUUUUUAUAUUUUUGGACAAAAGAAAAAAAAAAUCAAAUGAAAGCUUUAUUUGCUUAUUUUGACUAAAUAGUUUGAUUUAUAUUGAAAUUUUUAUGUGUGACCGAUAAUUUCGAAAAUUGAUAUAAUAUUAAUCAGACAAACAAUUACUAAACGUGCAUUUAUUAAGGAUUAUAAUUUGUCAUAAAGUUAUAUCGCGCGUGCGCACACUAACAUAUAAAUAUUUAUUUUUUAGCAGCUAUCUAUAAAAAUUGAUUGACAGUUGCUUGCAAUUAAUUUUUUUUUUUAUAGAGUUUAUAUGCUAUGUACGAUCGUGAAACAGUGAAAUGAGAUAGGCAUAGAAUCACAAUAUCAUAAAUAUAUGAGACAUUUUGUAAAUAUAAUUAAGAUUUAUAAUAUAAAUACUAUAUGUAAAUGUAAGAUAUUUAGACGUGUUUGAUUUACCAUACAUAGUGCGACCACUUUAACUUGGCCUGUCAUUGUGGAGUUAUCGAUAACUAUCAGGUGCCUUUUUAUAGUGGUCGGUUUAUAUUAGUCAACUAUAUAUUAUUAUUUCAAAUAUGAUAUUAGAGAAUAAGAAAAGAUGCUAUUCACCGA